AUGAAAUAUUUGUUGUUCUUAGCAAUUAUCUUAAUAGCCUUAGCUAAAAGACACCAUUAGCCUGAUGUUGUGCUCUAAUGUUUAUAAGGAACAUGCAAGGAGGAAUUUGAAGCUUGUGACAACUCAUCUGGCUGCGUGAAAUAACUUAACAAAUGCAUGAAAGUAUAAGAAAGAGACCCAUUGAAUUACUCUGCUGGAUUCGAAUGUUUAGAGAAAUAGAGAACCGCCUUGGAUGCCUUUGAGUGCAUAUUUGAAAAAUGCCUUGGAUUACAUGGAAAAUGAGGUUUAUUAAAAUCAUAUCAAUUAUUCAAUUUUAUAUCAUAUCUAA
Messenger RNA from Paramecium tetraurelia, 328 nucleotides. RefSeq lists its product as uncharacterized. The transcript has 2 exons. The record is from RefSeq and is a predicted model, not a curated record. Lineage: Eukaryota; Ciliophora; Oligohymenophorea; Peniculida; Parameciidae.